Messenger RNA from Macrosteles quadrilineatus (aster leafhopper), 3979 nucleotides. Its product is annotated as splicing factor 3B subunit 3-like. The transcript has 22 exons. The coding region runs from base 213 to 3845 and encodes 1210 amino acids. Gene Ontology annotation, cellular component: nucleus; U2 snRNP. Gene Ontology annotation, molecular function: U2 snRNA binding; protein binding. Gene Ontology annotation, biological process: mRNA splicing, via spliceosome. NCBI's taxonomy places the organism in Eukaryota, Metazoa, Arthropoda, Insecta, Hemiptera, Cicadellidae. The record is from RefSeq and is a predicted model, not a curated record.
GGUGUGUCGUUGCUGUUUCUGCCAUCUUUCUUUCUUUCUCUUCCGCACCACCACUGGAAACAGUUCAACGUGAUGGUCCUGCAAAUCUUUUCUUGUUAAAAUGUAAUCUCUGAGUUAUUAGUGAAUUUAAGUGAUGUACUGAGGACUUGUUUCAAAUGGACACUUGUGUUCUGACCCUGCAGCUAUUACCAUUUCAAGGUUGACAAAGCAAAAUGUAUCUAUACAACUUGACACUUCAGAGAGCCACAGGGAUCACUCAUGCCGUCCAUGGAAACUUUUCCGGCAGCAAGACCCAGGAGGUGCUUGUCUCUCGAGGCAAGAUCCUGGAGCUUCUGCGGCCAGACCCCAACACUGGCAAGGUGCACACGCUGCUCACUGUCGAGAUAUUUGGCAUCGUACGCUCCCUCAUGGCCUUCAGGCUCACUGGCGGCAAUAAAGACUACAUCGUAGUGGGCUCGGACUCCGGCAGGAUAGUGAUCUUGGAGUAUCUGCCCAACAAGAACAUCCUGGAGAAGGUACAUCAAGAGACCUUUGGCAAGUCUGGGUGUAGAAGAAUUGUCCCUGGACAAUACUUGGCUAUUGAUCCCAAGGGCAGAGCUGUCAUGAUCGGUGCUAUAGAGAAGCAGAAGCUGGUGUAUAUAUUGAACAGAGAUGCCGAGGCCAGAUUGACCAUCUCCUCACCCCUUGAGGCCCACAAGAGCAACACUCUGGUCUAUCACAUGGUGGGCGUUGACGUCGGCUUUGAAAACCCCCUCUUUGCCUGUCUGGAGAUAGACUAUGAGGAGGCAGAUACAGACGUUACGGGUGAAGCUGUACACAAGACACAACAGACGCUAACAUUCUACGAGCUGGACCUGGGUUUGAACCACGUGGUGCGCAAGUACUCCGAGCCACUUGAGGAACACGCCAACUUUCUGGUGUCCGUGCCCGGUGGCAACGACGGCCCCAGCGGAGUGCUCAUCUGCUCAGAGAACUAUCUGACUUACAAGAACUUGGGCGACCAGCACGAUAUUCGAUGUCCUAUACCCAGGAGACGAAAUGACUUGGAUGAUCCGGAGAGAGGAAUGAUCUUUGUCUGCUCUGCGACUCACAAGACCAAGUCCAUGUUCUUCUUCUUGGCUCAGACUGAACAAGGCGAUAUCUUCAAGGUUACGCUGGAAAUGGAUGAAGACAUGGUGACAGAGAUCAAACUCAAGUACUUUGACACAGUUCCUGUAGCCACGGCCAUGUGUGUUAUGAAGACUGGGUUCCUGUUUGUGGCUGCGGAGUUUGGCAACCACUACUUGUACCAGAUAGCACAUUUGGGAGAUGACGACGAUGAGCCGGAGUUCAGUUCGGCCAUGCCUCUAGAGGAGGGAGACACUUUCUUCUUUGCCCCCCGACCUCUCCGCAACCUGGUGUUGGUAGAUGAGAUGGACUCUCUGUCGCCCAUCUUGGCGUGUCAAGUGGCAGAUCUGGCCAAUGAGGAUACGCCUCAGCUGUACAUGGCCUGCGGGCGAGGACCAAGGUCGACAAUACGAGUGUUGCGUCACGGUCUAGAGGUGUCGGAGAUGGCUGUGUCUGAGUUGCCCGGCAACCCCAACGCAGUCUGGACUGUCAAGAAGAGAGUUGAUGAUGAGUUUGACGCGUACAUCAUCGUGUCGUUCGUCAACGCCACUCUGGUGCUGAGUAUCGGAGAGACUGUAGAGGAAGUAGCGGACUCCGGGUUCCUGGGGAUUACUCCGACCUUGAGCUGUUCAGCUCUCGGAGACGAUGCCGCAGUUCAGGUCUACCCCAAUGGUGUGAGACACAUCAGGUCGGACAAGAGGCUGCAGGAUUGGAAGGUGACGGGCAAGAAGCAGAUUGUCAAGUGUGCUGUGAACCAGAGACAAGUGGUGAUAGCACUGACAGGCGGGGAGUUGGUCUACUUUGAAAUGGAUGCGACGGGAGAGCUGAAGGAGUAUGACACACACAAGGAGAUGGCCAGUGAUGUGGUGUGUAUGGCGCUGGGCAACGCACCUUCAGGCGAGCAGAUGUCAAGGUUUCUGGCUGUUGGACUUGCCGACAACACUGUCAGAAUCAUCUCACUGGACCCCGACGACGGACUAUCCCCACUGAGUAUGCAGGCACUGCCAGCCGCCGCAGAGUCUCUGUGUAUUGUAGAGAUGGGGGGAGAGGAGGGAGGUGGCGGCACGUUGUACCUCAACAUUGGACUGACCAACGGAGUGUUGCUGAGGACUGUGUUGGAUCCUGUGACUGGCGACCUCAGUGACACCAGGACACGGUACCUGGGCAGUCGUCCUGUCAAACUCUUCAGGAUCAGGAUGCAGGGCAGUCAAGCGGUGCUGGCCAUGUCAAGCAGGUCGUGGCUCAGUUACAGCUACCAGAACCGGUUCCAUCUGACUCCUUUGUCGUACGAGUCACUCGAGUAUGCGUCUGGUUUCUCCUCAGAGCAGUGUCCAGAAGGUAUUGUUGCCAUUUCUUCCAACACACUGCGGAUCUUGGCUUUGGAGAAGUUGGGAGCUGUUUUCAACCAGGUGUCUUUUCCUGUAGAAUACACUCCAAGAAAGUUCAUUGUUCAUCCAGAAUCUUCUAAUUUGAUCAUUUUGGAAACCGAACACAAUGCUUACACGGAGGAGACGAAAAAGCAGCGGAGAAUACAAAUGGCUGAGGAAAUGCAGGAGGCUGCUGGUGAGGAGGAGCAGGAGCUGGCCAGAGAGAUGGCCGAGGCGUUCCUGACAGAGGAUCUGCCAGAGAGAGUGUUCUCUGCGCCCAAGGCAGGCGCUGGUAUGUGGGCCAGUCUCAUCAGACUGUUGGAUCCUGUUGAGGGCAAGACUCACCUCGUUCAUCGGCUGGAGCAAAACCUCUGUGCUGUCUGUCUGACACUGGUCAAGUUUGCCAACCAGCCAGAGACUCAGCAGUUCCUUAUCCUGGGUGUGGCCAAAGAUCUCCAGCUCAACCCCAGACAAGUGACUUGUGGCUACAUAUACACCUACAAAAUAGAUGCAGCUUGCACACAACUUGAGUUAGUACACAGGACCCAGGUUGACGAGGUGCCUACAGCGAUUUGCGGCUUCCAGGGUCGUCUGCUGGUGGGUGUUGGCCGCAUGCUGCGUCUCUACGACAUGGGAAAGAAGAAGCUGCUGCGCAAGUGUGAGAACAAGCACAUCCCCAACCUGAUAGUGGACAUGAAGGCCAUGGGACACAGGGUGUUUGUCAGUGACGUGCAGGAGAGUGUGUACUACGUUCGCUACAAGAGACAGGAGAACCAACUCAUCAUCUUUGCUGACGACACACAGCCUCGCUGGAUCACCACCACCUGUGUGCUCGACUACAACACUGUCGCUUGCGCCGAUAAGUUCGGCAACAUAUCUGUGAUCCGACUGGCCCCAAGCAUUACCGAUGAUGUAGAUGAAGACCCGACGGGCAACAAGGCUCUGUGGGACCGCGGACUGCUGAACGGAGCCUCACAGAAGGCAGACUUCAUCACCAACUUCCACAUUGGAGAGACAGUGAUGUCGCUACAGAAGGCCACUCUAAUCCCUGGGGGUUCUGAGUCGCUGGUGUACACAACGCUGAGUGGCAGUGUGGGGGUCCUCGUGCCCUUCACUUCCCACGAGGACCAGGACCUGUUCCAACAUCUGGAGAUGCACAUGAGGUCGGAGAACUCUCCGUUGUGUGGCCGCGACCAUCUCAGCUUCCGCUCGUAUUACUACCCUCUCAAGAAUGUGAUUGAUGGAGACCUAUGUGAGCAGUAUAACGCCAUAGACUCGGCGAAACAAAAGAGUAUUGCAGAGGAUUUGGACCGAACACCGUCCGAGGUAUCAAAGAAGUUGGAAGAUAUUCGCACAAGAUAUGCGUUCUAGACAGACAUUUCUUUGCUCACCUUGUAUUAUAGUUUUAACAUGUCUAACUUUUUGUAUUUUGUAUUAGAGCUUUAUUUAUCAAUAUGUUUUGGAUCUCCUUGUAUAGUUAAGAAUUAAUAAAUGUAUUAAAAUCA